AUAUUGGAUCAGAAAGAUACACAUUGAGCUUCACCUUGCGGGAUUCCCCAGCCCACUUUGUAAAUGUCAUCUCGUGGGUCAAGGAAGGAUACAUCAGUUUGCUUUCCAAAAGCUUCUGGUUUGGCAGGUGUGUGGUCAUUGAAAAUCCACUGGUGCAAAGAAAGGACAUAGAAAGAGAAGAAAAAUUCAGCCCAGCAACUCCAAGCACCUGUAAACUCUUGCUCAGCAAGAACCACUCCACAGUAAGAGUCUGUCCCAGGUACAAGGUGAACACCACACUGCUUUCCUUGGUCCACCUGCCAGUGAAAGAGCAUCAUGAUUAUUACUCUCUGGGUGACAUUGUCGCAAAUGGACAAAGUCUCAACGGGAAGAUUAUCAGUGUGCUGGCGGCAGUGAGAUCGGUUGGAGAGCCCAAGUCAUUUACUACUUCAGAUCGCAGGCAAGGCCAGAGGUGUGAAGUGAAGCUCUAUGAUGAUACAGAAACUUCCUUCACAAUGUUGUGUUGGGACCACGAAUCUAUUCUGCUGGCGCAGAGCUGGGUGCCUCGAGAAACAGUGAUUUUUGCUGCAGAUGUAAGAAUAAGUUUUGACAAAUUUCGGAGCUGUAUGACAGCAACUGUAAUCUCAAAAACUAUUAUUACAACCAACCCAGAUACACCAGAAGCUAACAUCCUACUGAACUUUAUAAGAGAAAAUACAGAAAUCAGAACUCCAGAUAUGGAAAUUGACAAUUAUCUGAAGGAAUCUAUAAAUAUAAACACAAUAUCUGAUGUCUACACCGUGAAGCAGAUAAAGGGGAAAACUUUGAAGGAGGAAGAUAAAGCAGAUCCUUUUUGUGGCAUUCUUUACGCUUACAUUUCUGCUCUGAGCAUCGAUGAUGAAACAACAAAAGUAGUUCGAAAUAGAUGUUUGCACUGUGGUUACCUUGUAAAUGAAGCGUCCAAUACUUGUACAACUUGCAACACAGACUCUUCGGCAUUUCCAGUUGUCUCCCCUAGCUUUGAUAUACUGGUUGACCUCACUGACCACACAGGCACCCUCCACUCAUGCAGCCUCACUGGAUCUGUCGCUGAGGAAACGCUAGGCUGCACGGUUAAUGAGUUCCUGGCAAUGACUGAUGAACAGAAGACAGCAUUAAAGUGGCAGUUUCUACUGGAAAGAAGCAAAAUUUACUUAAAAUGCAUUCUGUCUCCCAGAGCCAGGGACAGACUCCGAGCUCAAGUGCUUGCCUGUAAACUGGCAGAUCCCACAGAGGCAAGUGCAAGCUUGUCUGGACAAAGAAGUUAA
Molecule: messenger RNA, 1286 nt
Organism: Elephantulus edwardii (Cape elephant shrew)
Lineage: Eukaryota; Metazoa; Chordata; Mammalia; Macroscelidea; Macroscelididae
Gene: MEIOB
Product: meiosis specific with OB domains
Exons: 11
Biological process (GO): resolution of meiotic recombination intermediates
Molecular function (GO): single-stranded DNA 3'-5' DNA exonuclease activity; single-stranded DNA binding
Source: RefSeq, a predicted model, not a curated record